Aureobasidium musti is the source of this 1089-nucleotide messenger RNA. The record is from the annotation of a GenBank genome assembly. Lineage: Eukaryota; Fungi; Ascomycota; Dothideomycetes; Dothideales; Saccotheciaceae.
AUGAGUGCUGAAGGACAAGAACUCGCAUCCCAGUCAGGCUACGAAGAUGGCGCCGCCGGUGGUCCUGGUGCACCCACGCCACUCUCUGCUCUAGAGAGAGACAUCCAACUGUUCGUCGAAGGCGGAUUCCACACCGUCGAGUCAGUGGCGUACACUCCCAAGAUGGUGCUUGAGCGCAUCAAGGGUGUGUCUGAGCAGAAGGCAACCAAGGUCCUUGUAGAGGGUAACAUCGAUUCUAAUUCCGAUCGUCUGAGUAUGAGNCUGACACGGUUUCCAGCUGCCAAACUUGUGCCCAUGGGCUUCACGACUGCCACCGAGAUGCACGCACGCCGCAGCGAACUCAUUUCUAUUACGACUGGUUCCAAGCAGCUUGAUACCCUACUCGCAGGAGGAAUUGAAACAGGAUCUAUCACAGAAGUCUUCGGCGAAUUCAGAACGGGAAAGAGUCAGUUGUGUCACACGUUGGCGGUAACCUGCCAACUACCAUUCGAUAUGGGUGGUGGUGAAGGCAAGUGUCUUUACAUCGACACCGAGGGUACCUUCAGACCUGUCCGUCUGCUUGCAGUGGCGCAAAGAUAUGGUCUCUCAGGAGAAGAGGUGCUCGACAAUGUCGCAUACGCACGUGCAUACAACUCGGAGCAUCAACUCGAUUUGCUCAAUCAAGCGGCACAAAUGAUGACAGAAACACGCUUCUCGCUUUUGAUUGUCGAUUCAGCAACGGCACUAUACCGCACAGAUUUCUCUGGACGUGGUGAGCUUUCGUCGAGACAAACGCAUCUGGCAAAAUUCAUGCGCACAUUGCAACGCUUAGCAGACGAGUUCGGCAUUGCAGUACUCAUCACCAACCAGGUGGUCGCACAGGUAGAUGGCGGACCGAGCGCCAUGUUUAACCCAGACCCGAAGAAACCCAUUGGUGGUAACAUUAUCGCACACGCCAGUACAACACGUCUCAGUCUGAAGAAGGGUCGUGGAGAGACCAGAAUAUGCAAGAUCUACGAUAGUCCCUGCUUGCCCGAGAGCGAUGCCAUGUUCGCCAUCAAGGAGGACGGUAUCGGCGACCCCAGCCCCAAGGACCUCGACAACAACUAA